AUGGAGUCACAGGGUGAAGGGUACCCUCCCUUCUCGGUCUCAACUGGUGGUGGUAAGUUCUUUAUGAAACUACAGUAAUAGCAUAAAAGAUGGUACAUGAUUACUUUGACCAGAGUUUGAAUCUGUUUGAUUUAGGUGCUAAAAAAACCACAUACAAAUUUGAAAAGUCAUCAGUAAAUGUCUAAAUAACUGAUGUCACCGCAGGCACACUUCUACUUUCUGUCACUCAAUUUAUGGUCACACUAAGGAAGUACAAUACAAUUCUCUCUCUUUCUUUACAGAUGAGAGUAUGCAAGGUGUAAUGCAGAAAGAGUGGAACCCUUCACUCAGUGCUCCCCCUCUCCCAGAACUUAGGCUAGUCCUGCUGGGAAGGAAAGGAACAGGGAAGAGCUCUGCGGCCAAUACCAUCCUGGGAGGAAUAGGAGGGUUUGAGAUCGGCAGACCCACCGAGGAGUGCUCGAAAAGGCGAGCUGAUCUAACCGGGAGACGAGUCACCGUGGUAGACACCCCCGGCUGGGAAUGGUACUACCCUCUCAACAGCACCCCCGACUGGGUCCGGCGAGAGACGCUGCGCAGCAUGUCCCUGUGUUCCCCCGGACCUCACGUUGUCCUGCUAGUGAUACGUUCCUGCGCCUCGGUAACGGAGUCCUACAGGAAGCAGAUAGAGGAGCACCUGGAGUCUCUGGGGGAAGGGGUGUUGGACCAUACCAUGUUGCUGUUCACCAGGGGGGAUGAGCUGGGUGUGGUGCCCAUGGAGCAUAGGAUCCUGACGGGUGGGGCUGCCUUCCAACAGCUGCUACGGAGGUGUGGGAACAGGUAUGAAAUGAAAAUAUUGGCAUUUUUUGGUUGAUAUUGUCAUCUUGGAGGGAUGUACAUUCUAUUUUUAUUACCAACUUUAACCUGCAACAUGGGCUUUAACAUACCAGUAAUUUAGCUUAGCAGGCGUUCUUAUCCAGAGCGACUUAUUGCUCGACUAUGAAAAGCCAACUGACAUUUACUCCUGAGGUGCUGACCUGUUGCACCCUCUAUAACCACUGUGAUUAUUAUUUGACCCUGCUGAAGAGCUAUGAAUGUUUGAAUAGCUUGAAGAAUGAUCUGGCCUCAAUGGGCAUGUACUCCUGUGUAGCUCAGUUGGUAGAGCAUGGCACUUGCAACUCCAGGGUUGUGGAUUCGAUUCCCACGGGGGGCCAGUAUUAAAAAUGUAUGCACUCACUAACCGUAAGUUGCUCUGGAUAAGAGCGUCUGCUAAAUGACUAAAAUGUAAGUACUCUUAUAAUCUCCACCUGGCACAGCCAGAAGAUGACUGGCCACCCCUCAGUGCCUGGUUUCUAACCUAGGUUCCUGCCUUUCUACUGAGUUUUUCUUAGCCACGUGCUUCUACAUCUGCAUUGCUUGCUCUCUGGCGUUUUAGGCUCGGUUUCUGUAUAAGCACUUUGUGACAACUGCUGAUGCAGAAAGGGCUUUAUAAAUACAUUUGAUUGAUUCAUUGAUUGAUUGAUAAUCAGUGCAUUCAACUAAGGAAGGUAGGUAAAACAUCCACAUAUCAAUGGGCUCCUGAGUGGCGCAGUGGUCUAAGGCACUGCAUCUCAGUGCUUGAGGCGUCACUACAGACCCCCUGGUUCAAUUCCAGGCUGUAUCACAACUGGCCGUGAUUGGGAGUCCAAAAGGGCGGCGCACAAUUGGUCCAGGUUUGGCCGGUGUAGGCAGUCAUUGUAAAUCAGAAUUUGUCCUUAACUGACUUGCCAAGUUAAAUAACGGUAAAAAAACAUCACAACACAUAUCCCAAGUAACAUUUUCUACAUAAAAAAAGCUAUCUGGAAAUCUGAGUGCAAGAAAGGUAAGAACAAGAGCGGUACAUUUUUGGUUUUUAUUUGUGUUUUUGUUGUCUUCCAGGUACCAUGUCCUGGACAACAGGAGCCGAGGAGAUGGAACUCAGGUAAGGGAACUACUGAGGAAGAUGGAGGAGAUGGUGGAUAACAAGGGAGGACAUUUUGGGGCAGAUCCUGCCCUCCUGAGCUUGGAGGCAGAUGGGAGGAGGAGAGCGAGGGAACGGAGGAAGAGACAGAGACAGAUGGAGGCCCAGACUCAGAGGGGUACCAUCCGAGCUGUGCUUCUGAGUGAGUUCCUUAAAAGUGGCUAUGUAGUAUGACCCAUUUGAUUAUCUUCUCUGAGUUCGAAUAUUUCCUCAUCAGCAUAACGCUGUAUCAAAAAACAUUAAGUGAAAAUGAUGUGUGAUAAAUACAUCGUUGUCUUAAAUUCAAAACCUGUGAUCAUAUAUUUCAAUCUAUAUGUCAUUUUACUAUCCUUAUGGAAAAUAGGACCUAGGGACAUGCAUAAACUUAAACCAAUAGGAAUACCUAAACUGAUGUGGCGUACAGUACACUCGGAUAACCACUAAAUAUUCUAACCCUGAAAUCUUGUGCCCCCUUUCCCUGACAGGCGACACUGGAUCCCAGGGCUCUGAGUGGGACGGGAAACAACCAUUCUCCAAGGGUACCCGUCGUCUCCCAGAGCUGAGACUGGUCCUCCUGGGAGAGAGAGAGACGGGGAAGAGCUCGGCUGGGAACACCAUACUUGGUGGAGAAGGAGCAGGGUUCUUUCAGACAGGGAGGGUGACGGAGGAGUGUGCCCGGUGCCAGGCAGAGGUAGGUUUUACAUUUACAUUGUAGUCGUUUAGCGAACGCUAUGUUCAGAGCGACUAACAGUCAGUGCAUUCAACUAUGGUAUGGGUAAAAACAACCACAUAUCACACAGUUAUCUUCAGAAUACCACUAUCAGCAUAAUCAGUGCUAGUAAUAAAAUAAAAAAGCGAGUCAGUGUGUUGGGAGACAAGUACAACAUUAAAGUGUUUAUUUAUUUAAUUGUGCCAUUUUUAGGUAGCCAUGAGGCUGGUCACCGUGGUGGACACCCCUGGUUGGGAAGGCGGAGUAGCAGGCCCCACCCCAGAGAGGGUAAAGCGGGAGAUGGUGUGGGGUAGCGUGUCCCUGUGUCCCCCGGGACCCCACGCUGUGCUCCUCACCCUGAGGGUGGACACCCUGGUCGGUGCCACACCUGUAAGAGAACACCUGGAGCUCCUGGGGGAAGAGGUCUGGAGGCAUACUGUCCUCCUGUUCACCCAUGGGGACCAGCUGAGGGAGGGGGUGGGCAUUGAGCAGCACAUCCAAAGCGGGGGGAGGGACCUUAAGUGGCUGGUGGAGAAGUGUGGGAGCAGGUAUGUCUGCUGUCCUUAUCUCUCUGUUUUGAUUGUUGUUGUUUCUUGUUCUUAUGUUUAAUUUGUAAUCUUCCUCUGUAAAGCGUGUUGAGACAUUGUGAUAAUGGACUUAAAAAUAAAAACGUGACUUGACUUGACUUGACAGGUACCACGUCAUCAGUAAUGUGAAUGGAUGUGGGGACGCCACUCAGGUGUUAGGCCUGCUGGAGAAGGUAGAAAAGAUGGUGGCCGGGAACAGGUGCGAGGCCUUCUCGUCGCUGGUGCAGGAGGUCAGCGACCUCACCAGACAGAGGAACGAGAAAUUCAACCAGCGUCUGAAAGAGGUUGGUGACAAGAUGCAGCGUCAGGAGACGGAGCUCAAGAGGAUGAGGGAGAGGGAGGUCAAGAGAAUCCGCUGGUUUUUCAAUAGGAAGAAGAAAGUUAAAUCUCCGGGGAAGUCAGGCGUGGAAAAAGAGGAGGACGGAGGGGAGGAGGAAGAGAAAAGGAGUGAUGGGAGGAAGAACGAAAUGGGCGAACUGGAGGAGUGGAUUAGGUGGCUGACAGAGGAUAAGGAGAGAGAGAUUCAGGAUCUGGGCAUGGAAAACGACAGAGUCAUCGCUAUGCUCAAUCAGAGAAGCAGAGAGCGAGAGGAGACAGUCAACAAGCUGGAGGAGAAAGAGAGAGAGAUUGAAGAGCUGAAAGAGAGAGUUGAUGAGCAGCAAGUGAAACUGCUCGACCUUGAGCGUGUCAUCGAGGAGAAAGAACGAGAGAGAAAAGAGAGGGAGGAAGAGUUUAGAGGAAAGCAUCAGGAAUGGAGGAGGGAAGCAGAGGAGUUGAAAGACAGGAUAAACCUGGAAGAAAAAGAAAAGGAGCAGUGGAUAGAAAGAGUAAAAAUGUCACAGAACGAGAUGUAUGAGUCAAAACAGUUGUAUGAGGAGACACUUUUACAGUAUGAGGAAGAGAUGGAGAGAAAACUGCAUGAAAAAGAGGAAGCGAUGGAGAGGAAACUGCAUGAAAAAGAGGAAGAGAUGGAGAGGAAACUGCAUGAAAAAGAGGAAGAGAUGGAAGGAAUGAGACUGCUAUCUGAGACAAGCGAAACAGAAAGGAGGGAUGAGCAAAGAAAGAGAGAUGCAAGGGAAAAUAAAGAGAUGAACAAGCUGAAAGAAAUCAUUGAAAAUAAAAAUAAAGAAAUAACUGAUACACAGCAAUUGGUUACAGAGAAAGAAAAAGAGAUUGUGGAAGCGAGGGCGAGAUCUGUUGACAACGUAAAAGAAAUUGAGCGGCUGAAAGAAAAUAAUGAAAAUAAGAAGUCUGAGAUGGUGGCAAUGCAACAGCAACACACAGAGUAUGAAAGUAGGAGAGAUGCCGAGACAAUGGACAAGCUACAAGGGAAAGAAGUGGAGCUCAACAACUUAAAACAGAAGGACCGGGAAAAUGAGCGAGAACUUGUCAGUUUAAGGCAAACCAUUAAACAAACAAAGACAGAACUGGAAAACUUAACUGCCACGAUGGAGAAGGAAAUGAUGAACAUGAUACAGGAAUAUGAAAAGGAAAUCAAGACAAAGGACGUGGAGAUGAGGUUGAUGUUAGAAGACAAAGAAAGUUCUGUCAGCCAACUGCAGAAAAUGGAUGAAGAAAGUAGGAAGGACAUUUCAGGCAUGACAGAAUACUUACGGGACAGCCAGAGGAAGGUUGAGGAACUGCAGGACCUGAACGUGAAAUUGAAGAAAGAGAUGGACAACCUCAGGAAGAAGUGUCAGGAGUAUGAGGAGGACCAGGGUUUUCAGAGAACCAGGAGUGAGAGCAGAGAGGCUGACAUCAGAGAGCUGCUCUGUGGAUAUGAAGAGCAGUUGAAAAAGAAAGAUGGGGAAAUCCACCAUGUUAUGAAAGAGUGGGAGCUGGAGGUCGUUGCGUUGAAACAGACGAACGAUGAGAGACAGAAAGAGCUGGAGAAAAUGAAAGAAGAGGGAGAGGUGAGAGAGAAACAGGUGGAUGAGAUGAGAUGGUGUUAUGAGAAGAAUCUGCGAGAAAGACAGAAUGAGCUGAAACAGACGGCUGAGGAAAAGGAGAAAGAGCUUGAGAAAAGGGAGAGAGCAUUUGAUGAGAAGGAACGAGAACAAGCAAAAAGUAAAGAAGUGCUGGAUAACAGAGGACGUGAACUUGAGACGAAAGAGGCAGAGCUAGUGAAAAGAGAGGAAGAGCUAGUGAAAGGAGAAAGAGUGCUAGUAAAAGGAGAAGAAGAGCUAGUGAAAAGAGAGGAAGAGCUAGUGAAAAGAGAGGAAGUGCUAGUGAAAAGAGAGGAAGAGCUAGUGAAAGGAGAGGAAAAGCUAGUGAAAAGAGAGGAAAAGCUAGUGAAAAGAGAGGAAGAGUUAGUGAGAAGAGAAGAAGAGCAAGUUAAAGGAGAGGAAACGCUAGUGAAAAGAGAGGAAGAGCUAGUCAAAAGAGAGGAAGAGCUAGUUAAAGGAGAGGAAAAGCUAGUGAAAAGACAGGAAGAACUAGUGAAAGGAGAGGAAAAGCUAGUGAAAGGAGAGGAAGGGUCAGUGAAAAGAGAGGAAGAGCUAUUCAAAAGAGAGGAAGAGCUAGUUAAAGAAGAGGAAGAGCUAGUGAAAAGAGAGGAAGAGCUAGUGAAAAGAGAGGUAGAGCUAGUUGAAGGAGAGGAAAGGCUAGUGAAAAGACAUGAAGAGCUAGUGAAAGGAGAGGAAGUGCUAGUGAAAAGAGAGGAAGAGCUAGUCAAAAGAGAGGAAGAGCUAGUUAAAGGAGAGGAAAAGCUAGUGAAAAGAGAGGAAGUGCUAGUGAAAAGAGAGGAAGAGCUAGUCAAAAGAGAGGAAGAGCUAGUUAAAGGAGAGGAAAAGCUAGUGAAAAGACAGGAAGAACUAGUGAAAGGAGAGGAAACGCUAGUGAAAGGAGAGGAAGAAUUUGUGAAAAGAGAGGAAGAGCUAUUCAAAAGAGAGGAAGAGCUAGUUAAAGAAGAGGAAAAGCUAGUGAAAAGACAGGAAGGGUUAGUGAAAGGAAAGGAAGAGCUAGUGAAAAGAGAGGAAGAGCUAGUUGAAGGAGAGGAAAAGAUAGUGAAAAGACAGAAAGAGCUAGUGAAAGGAGAGGAAGUGCUAGUGAAAAGAGAGGAAGAGCUAGUCAAAAGAGAGGAAGAGCUAGUUAAAGGAGAGGAAAAGCUAGUGAAAAGACAGGAAGAAUUAGUGAAAGGAGAGGAAAAGCUAGUGAGAGGAGAGGAAGAGUUAGUGAAAAUAGAGGAAGAGCUAUUCAAAAGAGAGGAAGAGCUAGUUAAAGAAGAGGAAAAGCUAGUGAAAAGAGAGGAAAUGCUAGUGAAAAGAGAUGAAGAGAUAGUGAAAAGAGAUGAAGAACUGGAGAAAAGAGAGGAAGAGCUAGUGAAAGGAGAGGAAGAGCUAGUGAAAAGAAAGGAAGAGCUAGUCAAAAGAGAGGAAGAGCUAGUUAAAGGAGAGGAAAAGCUAGUGAAAAGACAGGAAGAACUAGUGAAAGGAGAGGAAAAGCUAGUGAAAGGAGAGGAAGAGUUAGUGAAAAGAGAGGAAGAGCUAUUCAAAAGAGAGGAAGAGCUAGUUAAAGAAGAGGAAGAGUUGGAAAGUAGAAGACGAGAAGUAAAGAACUGGGAGGAAGAUCUAGAAAUAAGACAGGAAGGACAAGAGAAACAGAACCAGGAGUUGUGGAGCCGAGAAAAAUGCUUAAAAAGAAAGGAAGAAGAGUCUGAAAGCCUAGAACAAAACAUCUGCAGCAAGGAGCAAGACGUGGAGAAAAUAGAAAAAGAGCUGCAAAACAGGAAGAACAAACUGGAUAGUAGAGAAUAUGAUUUAAAAACUUGGGAAGAAAAUAUUAAGAAAAUUGAGCUGGAUCUAGAAAACCUGCAGCGACAACAGCACAACCGUCAACUAGAGCUGGAUGAAAGGGAAAAUGAACAAGGGAGUGGGAAGGAAGAACAUCAGAACCAGAGAGAGAAUCUGGAAAAAAGAGAGAGAGAACUGAGGGCCAGAGAACAUGAACUCGACAACAGGGAACAUGAUUUGAGAUGUGGAGAACAAGGGUUGGAAAACCAGGAAAAGGAUAUGAACAACCGACAGCACGACAUGGACAAAAGACAAGAAGAAUUGGAAAAUAUACAACAAGAUCUUGAGAAAAGGGAGCUUCACCUGGAGAACAGAGAAGAAGAAAUAAAGAAGCAUACACAAGCUCUGGAAAAAAGAGAGAAAGAGAUCAAAGACCGCUUACAAGGACUUGAAAACAGAGAACACAAUUUGAAGAAUGGAGAGCAAGAGUUACUGAACUGGAGAACAGAGUUAGAAAUUCAAGAGAAACAUAUGAGCAACAAGAGCCAAGACAUGGAAAAGCUGGAGGGGGAGGUGGAAAACCAUCAACAAGAGCUAAGGAACAGAGAGGAAGGUUUUGAAGGAAAAAUGCAAGAGUUGAGGAAUUGGGAGCAGCGUCUAGACAGACUUGAAACAGAACUAGAGAGGAGAGAGCAUGAACCGAGGAAUAUGAAUAAUGGACUCAAGGAAAAGGAGCGCGAAGUGAACCAUUUUGAGAAAGAUCCGGAUGACAGAGAUUAUGACGUGGAGACCAGAGAGCCUAACAGAUUGAUACCAAGCCAUGAAGCACAUGGAGGAGAUGUUUGUGACAGGACAGCAAGAUAUGAUGAUGUCACACUAGGGGGUAUAGAUGAUUCCCAUAUGAUGUACCAGGAAGUAGGAGUGGUGGAGAAAGAAGGAUGGGAACUGCAGGGAGAGGAACCAGAGAGGAGCGGAAGCAUCACAGACAGGGAAGAUCGGAAGAUGAUGGAAUGUGCCUCGUCUGCAAUCUUAAACAAUAACUGUCAGUUUGAAAGAAUGGUGGCGCAAGAAGCGAAAGAGGAGGCUGGACAGAAUCUGGAAGAACAGAUGAAAGAGGAGAUCGAAGAAGAGGGAGACAAGGAGAGAAAUAGAGAGCAUCCCAAACAGGAAGGGGAUUCUCAGAACACAGGGAAAGAGUGUGUUCCAUUAAAAAGAGGGAGCCAGGAUGAGAUAUGGCUGGAAGAAUGUAGAAAGAGGGGGAGAAUGGGUGAAGAGGAGGGGGAGGAGGAAGAUGAGGAUAAUUAUAAGGAAAUUGAAGAUAUAAACAUUAUCUCAGACUUAAAGUUAACUCCAAGUCCAGGCCCCAGUGUAGCAAACACUAAACACAUACAAAGGUCUGAGCUGAGGCUGGUACUGUUAGGGGAGACUUGGUCCUCCCGUCACCCAGCAGGGUACACAAUCCUGGGAAGCGAAGCCUCACACCCAGGUGGGUCCAUCUCCAUGCCAUGGCGGGGACAAAUCGCUGGAAGGCAGGUCAGUGUGGUAGAACCACUGGGACUAAAGUGGCGUAACGGACCAGACGACAACACCACCAUCACCACAGACCCAACACAGCUCCAGAACAUCUUCCAUAGUGUGUCCCUGUCCCACCCAGGUCCCCACGCUAUCCUCCUGGUCCUACCAGCCUACCUGUCAUUCACACAGAAGUAUCGGAGAGCGGUGGAACACCAUAUGAGUGUGCUCGGGGAAGAUAUUUGGCAUCGCACCAUGGUGCUGUUCACGUGGGGGGAAGCUUUAGGGGAGAGCGCGGAGCAGCACAUACUGAGGAAUGGAGACCUCCAGUGGCUCGUGGGACAAUGUGGUGGUAGAUUCCAUAUUCUGGCCAGCAGGAAGAACAACUCCCAAACAGCAGAGCUAAUGGAGAAGAUAGAGGAGAUGGUGGCAGAAAACGGUGACUAUCAAUGUAAUGGAGACUGA
Molecule: messenger RNA, 8958 nt
Organism: Coregonus sp. 'balchen'
Lineage: Eukaryota; Metazoa; Chordata; Actinopteri; Salmoniformes; Salmonidae
Source: the annotation of a GenBank genome assembly